This is a messenger RNA of Meleagris gallopavo (turkey), 3287 nucleotides long. NCBI's taxonomy places the organism in Eukaryota, Metazoa, Chordata, Aves, Galliformes, Phasianidae. The record is from RefSeq and is a predicted model, not a curated record.
CUUCCUGUAGCUACACUGCCAAGUCCACCGGAGUCUGCAGACGAUGACCUGAAGGCAGCUCAGAUAACGCUGCAGCAGAGCAAGCUUUCUGUGCAGUCCAAUCCCUCCCCACAGCUGAGGGGAGUGAUGAAAGUGGAAAACUCAGAAAAUGUCCCGAGCCCUACGCAUCCUCCAGUUGUAAUCAAUGCUGCAGAUGAUGAUGAAGAUGAUGAUGACCAGCUUUCUGAGGAGGGAGAGGAAACAAAAACACCUGUCCAGCAACCAGCUGAAGAAAACCACAACGGAUUGCGGAUAAUUUCCACUAGGAAAUCUAAUGCUGAUACAAAACAAGAUGACAGUUUGAAUUUUGGAAUAAAAACACUUGAAGAAAUCAAAUUGAAGAAACAAAAGGAAAAAAUAAAAAAACAAAGUGGGCCUUCAGGAGUUCCUGCUCAUCCGCUCCAAUCUCGGGCUGUUCCUGUGCCAGAGAAGGAGAAUGUGAGGACAGUGGUCAGAACUGUGACACUGUCUGCAAAGCAAGGGGAGGAGCCUGUGAUUCGAUUGAAUAUUGCUGAGAAACCUGGAAAACGGAAAGCCUCUGUAGCUGAUGUGAGCGGCCUUCCGCUGAAGCGCAGCCUUGCAGAAAGGCUGGGGAAGAAGAUCGAGGUUGACAGAGCACCAAGGAGAGAGAAGGGUGCCAAGCCAGCAGGAGAGAUCCACGUGAAAACGCUGGAAGAGAUCCGUCUUGAGAGAGCUAAUCAGCGAGGAGAAAGCCCAGCUGCCCCCCAGGCAGAGGGGUGCUGUAAGGUGGAGGAUCCCAGCUCAGGGGUGAGGCCUUCCCCUGCAGUUCGCAUCAAAACCUUCUCGGAAGCCCUGGCUGAAAGGAAACACAAGCGACUGGAAGAAGAGAAACAAAAAGGAGAAGAGUUGCUUACUGAGAAGAGAGCUGAGGGUGAGCGCAAGAAGCAGAGAAUUCUCCCUCCAUCUGUGCCUGGUAAAGUGAAACUGGAAGAGCCAGCACGUAAAACCAAGCCUUUGGAAGAAGUGCAUAUUAAAACCUUGGAAGAAAUCAAGCAGGAGAAAGCUCUGCGGAUGCAACAGAGUGGGGAAAACGUUUCAGCUGCAGCAGCGCAGCCUGGGCCUGCCCCUGCAGGGAGGAAGUUGUUGCGGAUCACAAAGCUUGCAGCACCUGGAAGAGAAGAGAAGAAGUCUGUGGAAUUGAGCAGGGCUUCUCCCAAAGCUGUUUCUGCACCUGCAGAGCCCUUGGAUCAGAGCACACCAAAUUCUAAAGCUCAAGUGAAGAGCCUUGAGGGGACAAUAAAGGAGAAGCCGCAACUGAGGCAACCAGAUAAGCUGAGGAAGGAAGUGGCUGCUUUGCCAUCUGCUGCUGAAGAAACAGUCAAAGCCAAGUGCAAGGUGAGUGCGAAGGCUUCAGACAGCAAAGCCAGCACCCCCACGAAGCGGGCACUGAAGCGGAAGGCUGCUGAGAUCUCUCCCUCUGCUGUGGCAGCCGUGAAACCUCUGAGUAGCACUGAACCUGAGGAGCCUCCAGCUAAAAAAGCAGCUUUGACUGCUGCUCCAGCCCUGCCAGAGGACGGCCUGCUCACCAAGCCUGGCGUAGAGAAACCCCCCAGCAGCCUUGAACUGCAUCUGGGAAGCCAAGCAGACUCUGUGGAGCAGUUGGAGGACUCGAGUUCAGCUUCAGCUUCUUCACAAUCGGCGGCCAAAGCUCAGCAGCUGAGCUCCACGGGGGCUGGGAAGGCGCCCUUAUCUGUAGAAGAUGACUUUGAAAAGCUAAUCUGGGAAAUCUCAGGAGGGAAACUGGAAGCAGAAAUUGACUUGGACCCAGGGAAGGAUGAGGAUGACCUCCUUCUUGAACUUUCUGAGAUGAUUGACAGUUGAACUGCACAGUCUUAUGGUAUAUAUAUAAAAAAAAAAUUGAAACUUUUUUUGUUGUUGGAUACCCCAGGGUGAUACUUUUUCUGAAGGAGGCUUCACAAUGAGUCUUAAAGCACAGUUGAACUGGUAGAAAUUGGCAGUCUGCAUUCCAUUGUCCUGAGUUUUCCUGCUGGUCAGAGUUGAGGUCCCGUGCACCCAUUCCCUGAUCCUGGUUGGCUCCUCUCAGCAGCAAGAGGAGAAAGCAGUUCUGUGACUCAGCCCAGGAGGACGUCCGUCUGUGUGCUGUGAAUUGAUCUACUGAUUCAGUGAUGCUCUGAAGGCUUAGACCUAAAGCUUCUUCCUUCCUCCUCCUUGGCCACGUUCAGCGUUGGGUGCAGCUGGAAGCUUUGGUGUUCCGAUUUCUUGGGCAGUUGCUGUGUCUAGCCUGGAGUUCUGCCAGCUCUUGUUUUGUUUGUGUAUGCUUUUGUUUUGACUGGAAUCCCUUAAGGCAACUUAAUGACAGCGGAGGGGUGGGAGGGAGCAGAAUUAUUCUGGUAUUUUGGACCAAAUGUGCCACCAAGGAUGGGGGGUCCGCCCCUCCCUUCCAGUUCUCAGCGGUGAUACAGCAUCGGUGUGAGCAGUCGAGCUGCACGCUGCACUGCAUUACUCUCACUCCCUCUUUCUUUUACCGUACUUCCAAGGCGUUCUGGUAGGAACGGGAUGCUGGGGCGAGCACUCUGUAUUCCUCUGGUCCGCGGCAGGCGGGGCUGUUGAGGAUCGGUUGCAGCGCCUCGGGGCUGCCAGGGCGGCUCCCUGUGCUGGGGCUGGAGCUGCUGCAGCACUGGGCGCGGCUGUGACCCUGCAGGGACGUCCGGGAUGGCUGUGCUGUGUGCCCUGCCUCUGCUCAGCGUUUUCCCUAGCAGAUACUUCGGAAUUAUUUUCUUAUCUUGUAGCAGAACUUUAGGCUUUUCCUACUGUGACGUGUGAUGCCGUAGGGGCCCCCAGGCGUUUGCUGCCGGCAGAGGAGUAUCAGUCGUUGAGUUUAUUGUAAAUACUUUAUUUCUGUAAGACAACACGUGUGCUUUGAUGCCCCGCAGCGAUGGCUCAGCUCGCCGUGAGCAGAGUGCAGCCGUGCUGGGCUUGAGGGCAGCGCUGUGGGUGCAGUGCAGCCCUGGGCUGGCUGAAGGAUGCCGUGGUCACGCUGUGAGUCGGCAGAAGAUUUUGUGAUUUUCUGCUGUCAGCCUUCGCCUCCGGGUGGGACUCUGCCCAUUUUGUGUAUGCCAUUAUUGUUACUGUAAAUAUUUUAUCCUUUCGUUUUAUAUUUGCCUUCUAUUUAAGAUAUUGUAUGAACGUAGUCAGGCUCCUCUGUUUGCGCCAGCGGCUCUUGGCUGUGUUUUUAAAUAAAGCUGGCACAGGACAGCAGUGCUGUA